UCAAGCUUUCUCUUAGCAUUGCCAAACUCUGGUAAUCUGAUCUUAUUUCUUAAGAUUCCGGUGAUGGAAAGAGACAAUUCCGUCGGCCACGGUUCACCAUGGGCGGAUCAGUGGGGCACCAGCAACGCGGCGGCUCCCACCGGUGCUACUGACAAAAAGAAGAGCGGCGGCGGUGGCGCAACCGCCAAGUACAAGCAGAAGGUUGGGGAUGGGCUUGAGAAGACCAAAUCGGUGGCUUCAACCGGGAUGAAGAAGGUCAAACAAGGAACCUCUUUGGGGAUUCAAUGGAUCAAAGACAAGUAUCGUAAAACUACCCAGAAGAACUAGUCCUCGCGUUUCGCUCUUUUUGUUUAUAUUCCUUUUGCUUUUCUUUAAUUGAUUUAAUUUAAAUUACUCGCAGAUUCAUUCUAUUGCUUUUGUUUUGUAUGUAAAACUAUAUACUUGUAUUAGAUCCACAUCCUUUUGUUUUGAUCUAAAAAUUAGUAUAUGUUUUUGUUAUUAUUUUUUAA
Messenger RNA from Hibiscus syriacus, 509 nucleotides. RefSeq lists its product as uncharacterized. The record is from RefSeq and is a predicted model, not a curated record. The transcript has a single exon. The coding region runs from base 64 to 327 and encodes 87 amino acids. Lineage: Eukaryota; Viridiplantae; Streptophyta; Magnoliopsida; Malvales; Malvaceae.